Maniola jurtina (meadow brown) is the source of this 457-nucleotide messenger RNA. RefSeq lists its product as uncharacterized. The transcript has 3 exons. NCBI's taxonomy places the organism in Eukaryota, Metazoa, Arthropoda, Insecta, Lepidoptera, Nymphalidae. The record is from RefSeq and is a predicted model, not a curated record. Gene Ontology annotation, cellular component: nucleus. The coding region runs from base 44 to 457 and encodes 137 amino acids.
ACACAAUUUGAACGAAAUCAUGAAGCAUAUUUUGUCUAUUUAGAUGCCUCCAAGAAGAAAAGUCUCUGUGCGCCAAUUCGAACUCUUGGUCGAGUUUGCAGAGACCCAUCGCGAUAUUGCGAUGGGUCGAUACGCUGGAGGGCCUCUAGGGAACCAGGCUGCACGACAGGCCUGGCAAACCCUUGCCCUCCAGCUAAAUGCAGUUGGGGAAGGGGUUUCAAAAAGCAGCGAACAAUGGCGAAAAUACUGGAUUGAACUAAAGGCGAAGAUAAAAAAUAAAGCGGCUGACUCUAGGAGGAUGGCUAGGGGAACGGGUGGAGGGCCCAAUAGGCUGCUACCUUUAACACCUAUAGAAGAAAGGAUCCUCUCCAUUAUAGGGAAGGUAGCAGUCGAAGGAUUGGAGGGAAUCCAAAUUCCACUGAAUGCUCCAACAACGAACAUUAUUGACAACACCUAA